Molecule: messenger RNA, 3939 nt
Organism: Ochotona curzoniae (black-lipped pika)
Lineage: Eukaryota; Metazoa; Chordata; Mammalia; Lagomorpha; Ochotonidae
Gene: FGL2
Product: fibrinogen like 2
Exons: 2
Coding region: 47-1399 (450 amino acids)
Source: RefSeq, a predicted model, not a curated record
GAGAGGCGCAAACUUCCCCCGACGCCGGGCUGAGCGCACAGCCGCGAUGAAGCCAUCAGCUCAGUGGUACUGGCUGAGUUCAGCCGUCCUGGCUGCCUCCAGCUUUCUAGUUGUGGCAAAUAACGCCACCGCGACCCUGGGCGCCACCGAGGAGGAGAUCCAGGACCAGAGAGCCGCCGCCGAGGACGCCUGUGCUGUGAGGUUGGAGAGCACGGGGAAGUGCGAGGGUGACAAGUGCCCCUACCAGGUGAGCCUGCCGCCACUGACGCUUCAGCUCCCCAAGCAAUUCAGCAGGAUGCAGGAGGUGUUCAAGGAAUUGCAGGACCUCAAGGAAAUCGUCCGCAGUCUGAAGAAAUCGUGUCAAGAUUGCAAACUGCAGGCUGAUGACAGCCGAGCCCAGGGUGGGAGUGGGCUGCUGCUUCCCGCCAGCACCGGAGCCCCGGAGCAUGCUGUGGACAGCAACAGGGUGGAGGAACUGGAAGGCCAGGUGAAUGAGCUAUCCUCGGAGCUAAAGAAUGCCAAAGAGGAGAUCAGCCUGCUUCAGGGUCGCUUGGAGAAGCUGAAUCUCGUAAAUAUGAACAACAUCGAGAAUUACAUUGAUAGCAAAGUGGCCAAUCUGACAGUUGUGGUCAACAGCUUGGACGGCAAAUGCUCCAAGUGUCCCAACCAGGAACAAAUACAGUCUCCUCUGGUUCAACAUCUGAUCUACAAAGACUGUUCUGACUACUACGCCAUGGGCCAAAGAAGCAGCGAGAUCUACAGAGUGACGCCGGAUCCCAGGAACAGCAGCUUCCAAGUCUUCUGCGACAUGGAGACCAUGGGGGGUGGCUGGACGGUGCUGCAGGCGCGCCUCGACGGGAGCACCAACUUCACCAGGAGCUGGCGAGACUACAAGGCAGGCUUCGGCAACCUCCAACGAGAAUUUUGGCUGGGCAACGAUAAAAUUCACCUGCUGACCAAGAGCAAGGAGAUGAUCCUGAGGAUUGAUCUGGAAGAUUUUCACGGUGUCAAACUGUACGCCGUGUAUGAUCAGUUUUACGUCGCCAACGAGUUUCUCAAAUACCGUCUGCACGUCGGUAACUACAACGGCACAGCCGGGGACGCCUUACAUUACAGCAAACACUAUAACCAUGAUAUGAAGUUUUUCACCACCCCAGAUAGGGACAAUGACCGAUAUCCCUCCGGCAACUGCGGGCACUACUAUAGUUCUGGCUGGUGGUUUGAUGCAUGCCUUUCUGCCAACUUAAAUGGCAAAUACUAUCACCAAAAGUACAAAGGUAUCCGUAAUGGCAUUUUCUGGGGCACCUGGCCUGGCAUAACUGACGUGCAGACCGGUGGCUUUAAGUCCUCCUUCAAACAGGCCAAAAUGAUGAUCCGACCCAAACACUUUAAGCCUUAAGUCUCUGGUGUUCAUUCCUCUGGGCCUGCUUGUAACAGUUGGGCAAUUAGUUUCUUCAACAUUUUGGGAAAAGAAAAGCCUCCUUUCCAAAAUGUUGCUUGUCCAGAGCUAAAGUUUCCUCCAAGGGGCAAGUUUUUAGACAUUACAUGGCAAUGGUAACAAAACAGAAAAUACGCAGUAUUGGGUUCUUUGUUGCUGUUAAGCUGUUGUUCAAUGAAUGCUUGUGGGCCACUUGGAGUAUUCCAGAUUAUACAUUCGAUUUAUACUUUUUAAGAUGUCCAUUAGUUACAAAGAUCUCUAUGUAUGGCUUGUUCUACUUGCUACAAUACAAAGUGUCUGGUCAGUAGGCCAGCUUCUACACACCUCAUAUGUUAUCUUGAUUAUGACCUAAACACAUCUGAAGGUGUUUCGUUCUUUUCAAGCCACAGAUAGUAAUUUGGGUAUUCGUCUCUAAGUAUCAUAAUCUUUAGUCCACAUACAUUCCAUGUAAGGCAGGAAGACCCUUCAGCAUCUUAGUUCCAAGCAAAGAGAAAUAGCAGAUGUAAUUCAACCCAUCCAUGUAAUAUUUGUGACAGGUGAAAUGUUGUUUUAAAUGUAAAUGUGGUAGCCUAAUGUCACCACUAAGAUGCUUUCAGAAAACAUCGUUAACCUUACAGACAAUAGGUUGAAAGAAAUUCAUUCACUGUUGAUAACUCAUUAGAAGUUUGACUGUUAAGGUGUUGUGACAGAAAAUGUUCCUUGGUUCUGUGUAUAUGUUAGUUUUAACUUGAAGCUGUUCAUUGGUGUGCUAGACUACUGGGGGCUCUCCGGGAGGACCAGGUGUGGGUGGGGAAUAACAUUUAUUUAUAGGUUAUAUCGCUAUGAAGGCCAAUUUUCUAUCCAAAACAAUAUUAGCUAGCCUUAAGUGGUUUCACUUCCUAGAAAGCUAACGCUUUAUUUAUUAAAAGUAGAUAGAUUUUGAAAGCUAUAGAACAGUAGUUCAGUAAUUAUGUACAUCAGCUCUGACAGACUGCUUAUUGUGCUAACAGUAAUCCAAAGACAGGUGCUGCUGCUGCUUCUUUUUUUAAGCUCUAGAUCUUUUAAAAUUCAUGCCUUGUGGGUUAAUCAGUGUGUUUAAAAGAGCCAUACACUUAAGUUCAGCAUUGGGGAAAAGCAUCAAUUCAGAUAAGAGUGGUAUCACAGUGCAAGUAAAGUUUAAAACUGCAAGUAAAAUCUUGGAGUGAUUAUUAUAUGCAAGUCAGCAAUAAAUUUGAUGUUUAAUUUCUGGUGCCUGCUUCUAAUACACUGCUUCGGAAUAUAUUCACAAAGAUAUAUCUUUACCCGUCAUUUGAAAGAAUAAAGGUAAUAUAAGUUGAUUUUUCAAAAAUCGGGUACUUGCAGAAUAUUUUAACUAAAGAAACAAGAUUCUUUUAAAAAGGGAUGACACGCAAAGAAUUCAGGUAAACAUGAUGAAAAUUGUGUUAUUACAAAUAUUGUUAAAAUGUUAAAGCAAGAGAAAUCAAAGUAAAAUCAAAUAAUGAACAAAUUAUAAACUAUUUUUUGUAAACUAUUAUAAACUUCAAAGGUCAUGCGUCUACUCAUUGGAUAUCAUAUAUACAUGCUAUAACUUUUUUACUUUUUAAAAAAGGAAAAUCAGUGUUUGUUCCAAUAUCUAUGUAUAUAUACAUGUUUGUUUCAUAUAAUAGUUAUAAAUAAAUGGAAGUACUCUUAAGUUGUAUGAUAAAGAAUAGAUUUACUUCCAAACACAGCUCUUAAUGAAGACACAUCCUCAUAUAGAAUGUGGUCUCUGAUUUAACAGGUACCAGGUGUCAUUAUUGCCACACUGUGGUAAAUAACUUGCUAAUUAAUAUAAAUACUCAGUUUUUUUUAAUCUUCCUACUUUAUUUCAAAGGAUAAAACUUAUUUUCUAUUAUGUUUUUAUAACAUUUUUCCAAUAAAUUCUGUAACAGAAAAUUUCUUUGGGAACUAUUUCAUGUCACCCAUUAUGGGAUAUAUUCUGCACUUUGAUCAUCUGGAAAUAUAUAGCCUUUUGCCUUAAUUAUUCACUAAUAUAAGCUAAUGUUCAUAAAGGUAGGUUGACUUUACAAAUACGUCAUUAAAAUCUUGCCUACAUUCAAUUCUGGUGGUUGGAAUUUAUUACCUUUAUUAUUUCUGAAUAUUACCAUUCUUUGAAAAUGUUGUUUAAAGUUGGGGUUUUUGGAUAAGCCAAAUGGAGCUAUUGCAUUUGUCAUGAAAGGGUGGGGAGAAGAGAGGGGAACUUCAACGUAAUUGAUAAGCAUUUAUGCUCCAAAUGGACUUAUGACAUCACCAUAUAAUAACCAAACGGCAUAAACAGACACAGCACGAGAUGUACCCAAGCAACAAAAUUUGUUAGUCUUCUUUUUGAAUAGCUAUCCUAGAAAAGAUCUUCAAAGUCAAAGUGACAGCUAAUUUCCUCCUAAUAAGCUCUUGAUUAUUAUAUCUCUUUUUAUAAAUGUAACAUUGGAGUAAUGGCUUAUGUCUUUCUAAAGACUUGUACAAUGAAAGACUUACUCUUCACA